AACACUACUUGUCAGUUGUCAAUAUUUUUUCGAAUUUGUUUCUGGAUUAUUUUUGUUUUGUUUACAGUUAACCGAGCUAACUAUCAUGUAUUUCGGUGUUUAUAAUUCUAAAAGUCUCCUGUGUCUAAUAAGUGCAUUGGUACUAGUUCAAACUGAUAAUAAAGAUUCCACGUGUUCAAGUUUAAAAGGGGAAAUAUGUGCCGAAAAUCACAAUAAAUAUAGCAAAGAAGUCAACGAUUGGCAUUCGAGAAUAAAUAGUGAAAUUCGAAAUGCAUUAGAUAAGUAUGAACCGUGCGUGGCAAAGAACUGUAGUUGUCAUAAAGAUGUUAUUGCCAAGGAUUUGCUACCAUUUAGUAGUGGCAUUACGAAGGAAAUGUUUGCACAGGCUGAAACUAAAGGCACAAAGUAUCAGAUUAUAGAGGGCCAUCUGUACCGUCAAAAAGACUGCCACUUUCCUGCAAGAUGUGCAGGCAUUGAGCAUUAUCUGAAAUCCCUGUUACCUAAGCUCCCUAAUAUGGAACUAGCAAUUAAUACAAGAGAUUGGCCACAAAUUAAUAAAGAAUGGGGCCACAAGGCAGCACCAGUGUUCUCAUUCAGUAAGACCAAGGAUUAUUACGACAUUAUGUAUCCUGCAUGGAGUUUUUGGGAAGGUGGACCAGCAAUAGCACUCUACCCUACGGGCAUUGGUCGUUGGGAUCAACACCGAUUAACAAUUUCGGCGGCUGCUGAAAAAUGGCCUUGGGACAAGAAAGAAGGAAAAGGGUUUUUCAGAGGGUCAAGGACAAGUGAAGAGAGGGAUGCUUUAGUUUUAUUGUCAAGAUCAAAUCCAGAACUCAUGGAUGCACAGUAUACAAAGAACCAAGCUUGGAAAUCUGAUGCAGAUACUCUCUAUGCAGAUCCAGCAAAGGAAGUAUCAUUUGAAGAUCAUUGUAAAUACAAAUAUUUAUUCAACUAUAGAGGAGUUGCAGCAAGUUUUCGUUUAAAGCAUUUAUUUCUAUGCAAAUCAUUAGUAUUUCAUGUUGGUGAAGACUGGCUAGAAUUCUUUUACCCAUCUCUAAAACCUUGGGUACAUUAUGUUCCGCUCAGUCCAAAAGCAAGUCAAGAAGAAAUUAUGAAAUACAUAAUAUAUUUUAAAGAACAUGACUCAUUAGCUAAAGAUAUAGCCGACAGAGGAUUUCAGCAUAUUUGGGAUCAUCUUACUGAUAAAGAUGUCAAAUGUUAUUGGAAAAAAUUGCUGAAAAAAUAUGCUAAACUUGUUAAAUAUGAUAUCAAAAGAGAUAGUGAUUUAAAAAAAAUCUAAAAUAAAACUUACAUUUGGGAAUGAUCAAAGGAGUAAUAAAAAACGAUUUCGCUAUAAACUAAUAACUUUACUAGCACAUUUAUAAAGAAAAAUUGUUUACAAUAAGACAAAUUUAAUUAAAACUUGUUGGUCUUACAUAUAUGCAAUAUUUAAAGCUUUCAAUUGGAUUCGGGUAGAUUACACAAAUAAAGCUGGCGUCAA
Molecule: messenger RNA, 1501 nt
Organism: Maniola jurtina (meadow brown)
Lineage: Eukaryota; Metazoa; Arthropoda; Insecta; Lepidoptera; Nymphalidae
Product: O-glucosyltransferase rumi homolog
Exons: 6
Coding region: 86-1300 (404 amino acids)
Biological process (GO): protein O-linked glycosylation; positive regulation of Notch signaling pathway
Cellular component (GO): endomembrane system
Molecular function (GO): UDP-xylosyltransferase activity; UDP-glucosyltransferase activity
Source: RefSeq, a predicted model, not a curated record